Messenger RNA from Tarenaya hassleriana, 3616 nucleotides. RefSeq names its product putative pentatricopeptide repeat-containing protein At3g11460. NCBI's taxonomy places the organism in Eukaryota, Viridiplantae, Streptophyta, Magnoliopsida, Brassicales, Cleomaceae. Gene Ontology annotation, biological process: proteolysis; RNA modification. The coding region runs from base 10 to 1929 and encodes 639 amino acids. The record is from RefSeq and is a predicted model, not a curated record. The transcript is spliced from 12 exons. Gene Ontology annotation, molecular function: RNA binding; serine-type endopeptidase activity; zinc ion binding.
UCUUUCCUCAUGGCUACUUCUCUUUGUCUCCUCCUUGUCUCCUUCACAUGUCUUCUCUUCACCCCAAUCUAUUCACUCCAAUUUCCCAAGCAUUAUGUUAUAUACAUGGGAGGCUUAUCAUUAGAUGAUGAUGAUACAAAUCUUCAACACAAUGAAGCAAAUGGGCAUACCACAGAAUCAUCUUAUCUCCAAUUACUGGCCUCUGUUAUUCCCAGGGAAGAGAAUGACAGAGUAAAAGUGGUCCACCAUUACAAGCAUGCCUUCAAGGGCUUCUCGGCUAUGCUCACUGAUGACGAAGCUGCCUUCUUCUCUGAGCACGAUGAAGUUGUAUCAAUAUUUCCGGAUCCAACACUUCAGCUUCACACAACUCGGUCUUGGGAUUUCUUGGAAUCAAUCUCCGGACCAAUCUCUAACUCUCCUAUGCAUGGAUCCUCCGAUGUCAUUGUCGGUGUCAUCGAUACAGGAAUAUGGCCAGAGUCUUCAAGUUUCAAUGAUGAAGGAAUGGGUGAAAUCCCAUCAAGAUGGAAAGGAAUUUGUAUGGAAGGUCCCAAUUUCACAAAAUCCAACUGUAACAGAAAACUGAUCGGGGCAAGAUCCUACGUGGUGACACCCACGCGCCAAGAUACUGAAUCCGGCGCCGACGCCUCAGCAAGAGACUCCGUGGGACACGGGACCCACACGGCCUCAAUCGCAGCGGGGGCGCGUGUGGCCGACGCGAGCUACUGCGGCCUGGCCCGAGGGACGGCGAGAGGUGGUGACGUGUCAUCGCGCGUCGCCGUCUACAAGACCUGUACGGAAGACGGAUGCUCCGGCGCCGCCAUUCUCAAGGCCAUGGACGAUGCGGUCAACGACGGCGUUGACUUCAUCUCCAUCUCCAUCGGCCUCGGCUCCUCACUUCAGCCCGAUUUCCUGGUCGACCCAAUCGCCAUUGGGGCGUUCCACGCCGAGCUCAGGGGCAUCUUGGUAAUUUGCUCCGCCGGGAACGAGGGCCCCACUCCGUUCACCGUCGUCAACGCGGCGCCGUGGAUUUUCACUGUGUCGGCUUCCGACAUCGACAGAAAGUUUCAGUCCACUGUCGUUCUGGGCAAUGGCAAGGCCUUACGGGGAUCUGGGAUCAAUUUCUCGAACCUGACAGGAUCUGAGAUGUACCCUCUCGUGUACGGAAAAGACGCAGCUGGUCCAUUUGUCCCCAUCCAAGAAGCAAAGGCCUGUUACCCGGGUUCCUUGGAUCGCAAGAAAUCAAUGGGAAAGAUCGUUAUCUGCGUGGGAAACGGGAUGGGUGUAUCAAGAAGGAUCCAGAAACUGGUGGUUGAAGACGCGGAAGGGAAAGGGAUGGUUCUGAUCAACGAAGAUGAGAAAACUGUGCCGUUUGAUUCAGAAGAAUUCCCUUUCUCAGAAGUCAGUAACGGUGAAGGGUACAAGAUCCUCAAAUACAUGAGCCAGACCAAGAAUCCAAAGGCAACGAUCCUUCCGACAGUUGAGAUCCAAAGGGCCAAGCCAGCACCGGUCGUCGCAUACUUCUCGUCGAGAGGCCCUGGUGUUCUAACAGACAACAUCCUCAAGCCGGACGUGAUGGCGCCGGGAGUAGCAAUUUUGGGAGCAGCGAUUCCGAAGGGAGGGAGGGAGGCGUCUGCGUUUGCGGUGAGGUCGGGGACGUCGAUGGCAUGUCCUCACGUGACCGGGGCCUCCGCUUUCCUCAAAUCCCUGCAUCCUUCGUGGCCUCCUUCUUUCAUCAAAUCUGCCCUCAUCACCUCCGCGACGUCGUAUGACAACAUGAGACGACCCUUGUCCAACACUUCAGAAUUGAUCGAACUGAAGGUUACAAAACUCCAGGCCAUUAUCUGUUCUGAGGUGUUUUAUCUUUCUUUCGGUUUGAUUUUCUACCAAUGUUUUCCAUUCUGUGAAUCUUGCAAACGCUUCAUCCUUUGAUUUCAGAAGAUAGAUCCACACUUUCCGUGACUUAUCAUCUAUAAAGGAGAUGAAGUACUGAGCUUUCCCUAAGGUGGGCUUCACAUUUGAAGAUCCCCACAGAUCUGAGUGUAUGUAAUCAAGGAUAUUAUCUGAAACAUGCUUUCCUUUGCCAAAACUGAGCUUGUGAAACUUUCCUAAAAGACAAUCUUCGCAGAACUGCAAAUCCUUGAGAUUUAUUUUGUUUAGCAGUCCUUUUUGUGUCAUUAGUUGCAUUCCUCUGUUGCUCAUAUGGCCCAACCUUCGAUGCCACAGCAUGGUUUCAUCAGCUUUCUCUGUUACAUAACUCUCGCCUUCUAAUGUUUCACCUUGCAGAACAUAUAAUCCUUGUUCAAGGUUUCCACACAUAAUUUGUGCCGAAUUUUUGAACACUUCGAGUUUGCCUCCUUUCGAUUUAUAGUGCAUUCCUAAUUUGUCCAGAGAACCCAACGAUAUGAGGUUCCUUUUAAGUUCAGGUAUGAAUCUGACUUGACUUAGGAUUCUGAUUUUCCCAUCAUGGAAUCUGAUUUUCACAUCUCCAAUGCCCUUUACCUCACAGGAUCCAUUGUUUCCCAUGAGAACCUUUCCUCCAUCUGUUUCUGUGAAGUUGGUAAACCAAUCUCUCCUUGGUGUCAUGUGGAAAGUGCAUCCCGAGUCUAGAAUCCAUUGUUUUCUAGGCUCUUGCUCUGAUACUGUCAAUACUUCAGUCUCCAUUUCUUUCCCUUCUGCGGCUGCAGCCUCUCCUGUUGGCUUUUCCUGUUCUUCUAGAAAUCUUUUUCUAGUCCGACAUUCUUUCUUGAAGUGCCCUUCCUUACCACAGAACCAACACCCAGACUCACUCUUGUUCUUGGGUUUUCCCUUGGUCUUGUGAUGCUUCCCUUUAGGAUUCUUUGAUCCCUUUUUGUCUGAUUUACCUUUUACCAUCAAUCCCUCUCCUGAAGUUGUCUUAUUCUUGGUUCUGAACUCAAGUUCCUUUGAGUAGAUCGCUGAAGUUACAUCUUCCAUUGUUAUAUCAUCUUUCCUUGAGAAUCUGAUCGUGUCUUUCAAAACAUCAUACCUAUCUGGUAAUGAGUUCAACAAGUACAUGAUCUGGUCUUCCUCUGAAAUUUCUAUUUCUAGAGAUAGCAGGUCUCCAAUCAGCUUUCCGAAGAUAUCCAGGUUUUCUUCCAUGCUUUUAGAGUCUUCCAUCUUAAAACUGAAGAGUUUUUGUUUGAGAUACAUUUUGUUUGGCAUAGUUUUAUGCACAAAUUCCUUCUCCAACGCCUUCCAGAUACCUUCUGCUUCUUGUUCACCUUUCACUUUUCUCAUUAUCUGAUCCCCAAGACACAGAAAAAUGAGGUUUCGUACCUUUUUGCUCUUCUCAAGUCGUUCUUCUUGAGACAGACCUGAUCUCUUCAGGAUCGUUGGCUUCCCUUCUUCUGAUUUCUGUCUCAUAUCUCCUGAAUCAUCCACACUUUCUUUCGAUCCGAGAAUAUAACCAACUCUCAACGUAUCACUCAGCUGAAGUAUGUCUAAACUUGCUUGAAUCUUGUCCUUCCAUAACGAGAAGUCACCUUUCCCGUCAUACUUUUCUACAUCUAAUUUCACAACCAUAGGUGUAGAUGACAUUAUUGAUCAGAAAAUUUCAGAGCUCGUACCUGAUCUGAGAUUUUUGAUCCAAGGUCUUCGA